ACCGAUGCUAUUAAAAAAUGAUACAAAAAGAUUUUAUCAUUAAAUACGCCCUAAAGAAUAUUGUUUUCUUUUUUGUUUUACUUCAUUUACAAUCAGCCGCUUUGCAAGGAUAUAUCUUACAAUUUUGAUGUGUGCAACUUUUUGACGACAUUGACAUUUCCUCCGUCAAUUCGUGGACAGAAUGUUUGAAUUGAAAAUUACUGCGCUUGCGGCUAUGCUGUUUGCUGUUAUCAUUUCAAGAUAUAUGGCUGUGCCGGCAGGAAAUGUUUCGUCGCCCGGACAAACUUUGAUUGAUACAGGGAAAGAGCUCAACAUUCCAAGCCUUGAACUGAUUGGCAAAGUCAUCAACGAUCUCGCACAGGAUAUGUGCCGUCUGCAUCCGUGCUCUGACUGGAGCGACUGGUCAGCAUGUAAUUAUGAUAUAGCAGAAGAAUAUAGCCGUUUCGGAGGUCAAAAUCGUACAAGAAACUGUGGCUUUAAUUCUACAGUUUGUACACGAUAUGAGGAUAGCAAUGUAGAAUAUGAAUUCAGAGUUUGUAAAUGUAGGGAUGGCUAUACCGUCACAAGACACGGAUACUGUAUAAAGUAUUUUCGCAAUCUACUCAAGCGGGAUGCUGCAGCAGCAAAGUGUCAUGGUGACGGCGGAUAUCUGAUAAAUAUUGGCUCUGCAAGGAAGUUGAAGGACGUAAACGAUGCAUUUCAAACUUUCUCUGCGGGUACAAGUUUUUGGGUAGAUGGUAUUAGAGAUCAAGCAGCUGGCAAAUGGGAGUUUGAGAAUCAGCCGGAGGACCCUUCUUUCACCUACUGGGCUCCAGGUAAACCUGGCGGUUGCUUCUGCAAGCUUGAUCAGUAUGAAACCGUAAAUGGCAAAAGGAAAUUGUAUUCUUAUGACAUAGCCUGUUACCACUCAAAACCAUUUAUGUGCGAAAUAUUCCCAUAGAGGAUGAUGAAAAGAUAUUUAUGUCCACAUCAAAAUUGUUUAACAUUUUAACAACCACUGAUUGAUAAUGUCUCUAUACAAAAUGAUUAAGCUGAGUAAUUGAACAUCUAAUUUUCUUCAGGGAUAAUAUUUUUAAGAAUAUCCUUAAUUUCAUUAUCAUGAAAAAUGGUGUUAACAUAGCAAUUUCUACUAUCUGUUUCAAGCAAAGAACGUAUACUGAUAUCUUGGUGUAUACAUGGUGUUAAAGACAUUUCGAAGUACAUGGAUUUAGACCAGUCAUUAUCAUACUAUGAUGAUCUACAUAAAAUUUGAAAUACACUGAUCGCAUGGCCUUUCAAGUUCUACUUUUAUUCAAACACAAAUUUCUUCUCCCUGUUUCUUAAACAUGCUGAAGGAAAUAAGUUGAUGGGAGGAAUUACAGAUAAACUUUACUAUUUACAAAUAAUAAGAAAAAAAUCAUCUCUGUUACGAUUUCCAAUGAGUACUGAAAUACUAGUAUUACUGUAGUGUAAAGUUUAUUUGAUAACUGGACAGUGAAAAUAUCUAUUAACCAAAAUUUGAUUAAAACUGAAAUAGAUAGAAAAAUUGUUUGUUUUACAUGUACUCGUGAACAGCCAGACUAACAGUUUCCGGCCUGGUUAUGGUGUCCAUGCGAUGAAAGAUAUUGUGAAAUUAUGUUAUCAUUAUAUUGAAACAAAUAUAUAUAUAUAUCCUCUUUA
This is a messenger RNA of Mercenaria mercenaria, 1659 nucleotides long. RefSeq lists its product as uncharacterized. The transcript is spliced from 2 exons. The record is from RefSeq and is a predicted model, not a curated record. Bases 182 to 940 code for a protein of 252 amino acids. Lineage: Eukaryota; Metazoa; Mollusca; Bivalvia; Venerida; Veneridae.